Orcinus orca (killer whale) is the source of this 7622-nucleotide messenger RNA. RefSeq names its product glyoxalase I (gene GLO1). Gene Ontology annotation, molecular function: lactoylglutathione lyase activity; metal ion binding. The record is from RefSeq and is a predicted model, not a curated record. Bases 123 to 677 code for a protein of 184 amino acids. The transcript has 6 exons. NCBI's taxonomy places the organism in Eukaryota, Metazoa, Chordata, Mammalia, Artiodactyla, Delphinidae.
CAGCGGCUGCCCACCCCGUGGUGCCGUCUUGCGGGCGCUGGUGAAGGGAGCUUCACGGCCGGCAGAGUGAGAGUAGCUGCUGCGUUCCUGGCCACCUUCGUCCGCGUUACAACAGUGCGGCCAUGGCAGAACCGCAGCCCGCGUCCGGCGGCCUCACCGAUGAGGCCGCCCUCGGCUGCUGCAAAGACCCGGACCCCAGCACCAAGGAUUUUCUCUUGCAGCAGACCAUGCUGCGAAUUAAGGAUCCUAAGAAGUCAUUGGACUUUUAUACUAGAAUUCUUGGAAUGACACUACUCCAAAAAUUAGAUUUUCCCACUAUGAAAUUUUCACUCUAUUUCCUGGCUUAUGAGGAUAAAAAUGACAUCCCAAAAGAUAAAGAUGAAAGAGUAGCAUGGGCAUUCUCCAGAAAAGCUACACUUGAACUGACACACAAUUGGGGCACUGAAGAUGAUGAGGCCCAGAGUUACCACAGUGGCAAUUCAGACCCUCGGGGAUUUGGUCACAUUGGAAUUGCUGUUCCUGAUGUUCACGGUGCUUGUAAAAGAUUUGAAGAACUGGGAGUCAAAUUUGUGAAGAAACCUGAUGAUGGUAAAAUGAAAGGCCUGGCAUUUAUUCAAGAUCCUGAUGGCUACUGGAUUGAAAUUUUGAAUCCUAACAAAAUGAUAACUAUUAUUUAGUUCUGUGAGAAUGCUGCUUUGAGAUUUCAGUGAAGACAUUGUGGAAGGUAAAAAAGGAGACAAUGUGAUUCAAGAUAUUCAUUUAACAGAAGCAACUAGGACUGAUGGAUUAUUGUCUCAAUUCAAAUUGUUCUUAAGUCUAUUUCCCUUUCCUAUUUCAGCUAUGUUUUUCACCUAACUGUUCAGUCAUUCUAGUUUUAAAGUAGUGCUUUGUCUUAUGUCCUUGAAUGUAGUUGUAUAACUACUUUUUUAGGCAAUAAUUAGAACAAUUCCGUUCAGAGGCUGCAUUUUGCCUUCUAUCUUCUGACGAGAUACAAGUCUACAAGUCUGCCUUUGAAUCAUCAUUUAAAAAAAAAAAACCACUUAAUAUGUUUUGUUGUGAUUACCUUCUGAGGUUUCAGUUCCUCAGAAGUAACUUAAUGGGAAGUAAAGAACCCCAAACAAAAAUGAAGCUUCAUGUAUAUUUCAAAUAGUAUAAAGUUUAUUUUACAAAAGAAAAGUUACUCUUGGGAGAAAUUCAGAAUUAUACUGACAAGGAUGUGGAUAGAAAAACUAAUUUCUUCUUCAUUACAAAGUACUUUGAAAGUUGAAGGACUAACCUCUUUAUUUUGGGAUGGGGAAGAGGAUGGGAAUAUUACAUACUGGGUACGCAGACACGGACUAGGCUGUCACAUACUUUAUCUCCCUUAAUCCUCCACAGUAUCCUGUGAGAUAGGAAGUAGGCUGGACAUGCAAAAUAACUUUAAUGAAUCCAAGGCAAUAUAAAUAGGCUAAGGACUCAAGAUCUCAUCAUCAUUUUUAGUAUUUAGAUUAUACCUCAAAAAUUAGUACCUUGGGGUUUCCCUGGUAGCGCUGUGGUUGAGAAUCUGCCUGCCAAUGCUGGGGACACGGGUUCAAGCCCUGGUUCGGGAAGAUCCUACAUGCCACGGAGCAACUAAGACCGUGUGCCACAGCUACUGAGCCUGCGCUCUACAACCCGUGAGUCACAGCUACUGAAGCCUGCGUGCCUAGAGCCCGUGCUCUGCAACAAGAGAAGCCACCGCAAUGAGAAACCCGUGCACAGCAACGAAGAGUAGCCCCUGCUCACAACUAGAGAAAGCCCGCGUGCAGCAACAAAGACCCAAUGCAGCCAAAAAUAAAAUAAAUAAAAUAAAUAAAUUAAAAAAAAAAUUAGUACCUCACAGUACCUCCUUCACUAGUGUUCUUUGUAAAAACCUUCAAAGAGUUUGAGCAUUGUCCUCUCAGCUUUCGAGCCUGAGUACCACGGUGAGGAAGAAGCAGUGGAGGAAGUCUGGAGCAUGCGGCUGCUCUGGGGAUGCCUGGUUGUCCCUGUGCAAGUGGUGCUUGUGUUUCUUGUGAAGAGCCCCUACCCCAAGGUCUUCCAGAUGCCAGUAAUCAUUUAGGAUAAAUUAUGUUCAGUGAUAACAUAACUUAGUUAUCACAAAUCAGCUCAGUGGUCUUCCCUACCAUGAUUGACAUUUUUUUUUUUAAUUUUUAAAAUUUAUUUAUUUAUGGCUGUGUUGGGUCUUCGUUUCUGUGCGAGCGCUUUCUCUAGUUGUGGCAAGCAGGGGCCACUCUUCAUCGCGGUGUGCAGGCCUCUCACUAUUGCGGCCUCUCUUGUUGCGGAGCACAGGCUCCAGAUGCGCAGGCUCAGUAAUUGUGGCUCACAGGCCCAGUUGCUCCGCGGCACGUGGGAUCUUCCCACACCAGGGCUUGGACCCGUGUCCCCUGCAUUAGCAGGCAGAUUCUCAACCACUGCGCCACCAGGAAAGCCCCAUGAUUGACAUUUGAUAGGUUUUAAAAAACAAACUGAUUUUGAAAAUCUCUUAUGGCACAGAUAAUAAGAACAUCCAGUUUGUGGUUUAACUACAUCUGGAUUUUUUGUGGACUCUAGUGGAAGACCUUUGGAUAGGCCUUGCCAACUGUGCUUACACUGCUAGAAACACUUUCAUUUCCUUUUUGGAUGGAAUGGAUUUAUGCGAGCAGUUCAAACAAAAAGCAGUACUUAUAGACUGAAGUAAAAUAAAAUUUUAGAAAAGACUGUGUUUAAUUUGUAAACUUCUAUCCAGCAUGUUCUUUUAAAAAAAAAAAAAAUCUGCCCUUGGGGAGUACUGCAAGGAUUUUUGAAGGGGCUUGCAGACUCAUUGAGAACUGGGAAUAGUUGUAAUUCUAUACAUCAGGCAAAGCACAUAAUUUCUAUGGAUAAGGAAGGGUCGGGAAGAUGAGAAGAGGAAAGUAAAUGGAUAAAGGAUUUUGGUGGAAAAAGUGCAGAGAAGAAAAGACAAAUAUCAAAAAUGAGUCAUGGAAACCAGUGCUGGUACAUUUUGGGUACUAGCAUUACCAAGUGGGAGGGUUAUUAGAUUCAUAAAUUUAGUCAUUUAAACCUUUUUUCCUCAGAAAGAAGCCUUCUCUACUUGCUAAGGAAAACUUGCCAAAAGAUAGCCCUUGCUACUCUUUAAAUCUGAUCCCUGUAUGCAUUGAAAAAAUAUGUAUUGUAUCACUGGGCCUUGCUAGGGAUUAGAACAAUUCACUUCUAAAUUAAUUUAUCUGAGCAGCAGUGACAUGAAAGGGUGAGUAGAGCACAAGAAGUUUUCUUCUUUUGCAUUAUUGGACAGCCAGACUGUAUAGCUUACUGUUAAUGUAAAAUAAAUCAGUUGCUCAUGAACCCUACAUGAGACUCAGUUAUAAUACAUAUGGUCUGAAUAGGAGCUGAUGACUGUGAGAGAAUCGCUACGGCUUCCCCAUAUAGCAUUCUGACCAGGAUUGCGUACAGUGUAUAUAAAUAUUCCUUGGCAACACAACUGCCUGUGAAGAGGGUUAUAUUGGUAAAGAUGCAUGCUGCUGACAAUAAGAAAAGACCUGGGCUUCUCUGGUGGCGCAGUGGUUGAGAGUCUGCCUGCCGAUGCAGGGGACACGGGUUCGUGCCCCGGUCCAGGAAGAUCCCACAUGCUGCGGAGCGGCUGGGCCCGUGAGCCAUGGCCGCUGAGCCUGCGCGUCCGGAGCCUGUGCUCUGCAAUGGGAGAGGCCACAACGGUGAGAGGCCCGCGUACUGCAAAAAAAAAAAAAAAAAAAAAAAAGAAAAGUCCUAACUCUAUCAGAUGUAACAAGCACUUCAGAAGUUCUGGAAUUAGUUGAUAGAGGGUUCAGAACUAUCAGGCACUCUGGUUUCCUUCUAUCUUUGCCAAACUGUCAUUCUCAGCAGUUGUUUGGGGGGCUAAUAAUACCUGUGAUCAAAAACACCUACUAUGAGGACUUCCCUGGUGGCGCUAAUGGUUAAGAAUCUGCCUGCCAAUGCAGGGGACACGGGUUCGAGCCCUGGUCCGGAAAGAUCCCACAUGCCGCAGAGCAACUAAGCCCGUGUGCCACAACUACUGAGCCUGCGCUCUAGAGCCCGUGAGCCACAACAAAGAGUAGCCCCGGCUCACUGCAACUAGAGAAAGCCUGUGCACAGCAACGAAGACCCAACGCAGCCAACAAUAAAUAAAUUAAUUAAUUAAAAAAAAAACAAAACGCCUACUAUGAUUCCAGGUGUCACUGUACAAUGUCCAGUGAAAGAAAAUAACCUGUUUUUCCUUUUGUGUCUUUAAUGAGUGUAAAACCUUUCUCAAAGCUCAUCAGCAGAAUUCUCCUUAUGUCUCAAACCAGAAUUGGGUCACUCGCUUGGCUCUAAUCAUUGACAGAGGGACUGAGACCACUCUGACUUAGAUCGUAUUUACUGCAGUUACCUACAUGAGGGUAGACACCGCAUCCAAAUUGAAACUGCCAGAAUGGAGGAGCAAAUAAGGGCUUCUGAAAAGGCGAAACAGAAACUGCAACAGGGUGAAAUUAAAUAUUGAGAACUUAGUGGGUGCAAGCGUGCUGUAAGAAAUCAGAACACAUUUCCUGCCCUCAAAGAACUUGUUCUGAGAUUGUGGUUCUCAACUAUACCAGACUUAGCAAACCCUCCUUAUUAUAACAUGGGAACGUUUAUAACAUCUAUCACACCCACUAUCCUAAAACAAAAUUCAUAUAACUUACCUAUAUACACAGUUUCAAAAAGGAUCAGUCCAAUGCCUUUAUUGUAAUAAAAAGGAGAAAUAAAUCAAUUUUUAAUAAAAUAUGCAUUUCAAUAUGUAAAUGCCCAGAUACGACUACACUAGAAAACAAUGAAGUAGUCAGGUGCUUUCUCUUAUAUAUGGAAGAAGUAAAACUGUUCAAUAGCGUACUGAUAACUCUAUUUGGUAUUUUAAAAUAGAGACUAAAUUCAUGAUUCCUGAAGAGCUAUAAUGUUACAACUUUAUUUACUUAUUUAUUUUUUUGGCCACGCCACGUGGCAUGGGGAAAUCUUAGUUCCCCAACCAGGGAUCAAACCCAUGCCCCCUGCAGUGCCCUCGAAGUCUUAACCACUGAACCGCCAGGGAAGUACCAGUGUUACAACUUUAAAUGCAUACUGAUAACAGGUGUGUUUUAUUGGUCACUCAAAGAAAUUGAAUGAUGUUACUGUUGGAAGCAUCAUUUUCCAAAAUGGUGAUCAAUUCUCAUGGAGGUUUUGAAUAAAAGAAUAAUAUUCCUUUUGUUUAUAGGGUAGUUUUGUCCCCAGUGAAUAUUAAAAUUAUACAUACAAAUAAGUAAAAUGGAAGUUCUAGGCUCAGAAGAUAAAAGCAGAUGUUAUAAUUUUUUAAUUGACGUAACAUUGUGUAAGUUUAAGGUGUGCAGUAUGUUGAUUUGAUACCACCAUAGGGUUAGUAACACCUCUAUCACGUCACAUAAUAAUCAAUUCUUUAUUGUGAUGGGAAUGAUUAAGAUCUAGUCUCUUAGCCUAGAAAUCAACUACAAGGAAAAAACUGCAAAAAACACAAACAUGGAGACUAAACAAUAUGCUACUCAAUAACCAGUGGGUCACUGAAGAAAUCAAAGAGGAAAUUAAAAAAUAUCUGGUGACAAAUGAAAAUGGAAACACAAUGAUCCAAAAUCUAUGGGUUACAGCAAAAGCAGUUCUAAGCGGGAAGUUUAUGGUUAUACAGGCCUACCUCAGGAAAUAAGAAAUCUCAAUCUAACCUUACACCUAAAGGAAAAGAACAAACAAAACCAUCCUUGGCUAGCACUUCUGCUAGUAUAUAGGUGGUGACCCUGGUGGAGUGACCCAGACUGUCAUCUCUGAGGGGUCUGAGCCCCUGGAUGACAUGUCCUUUUCAGACCAGCCAGGGUUGCUGCACUUGUCCAUUUGCCUUUAAAACUGGGCAUGAGCAUACCAACAGGCACGUAAGGGGGUCACAUGGAUGCUAAGCAUACUCCUGGCUGCCCCCAUUGUGUAGCAGCAGCCCCACUUCUUCCUAAUGAUAAGGGUCACUUGCUACUGCCGGAAUGGUGAUUCUUCUUGUCCAAAGUAACAGGGCAGCAACCAAAGCUUAAAAGUAAUGGGAUUAAUCCCAAAGCAACCUACAGAUUCAAUUAAAAACCUAUCCAAAUCUUAAUGACUUUUUUUCAGAAAUGGAAAAAUUCAAACUAAAAUUCACAUGGAAUCUCAAGGGACCCCAAAUAGCCAAAACAAUCUUGAAAAAGAAGAAUAAAGUUGGAGGAUUCACACUUUCUGAUUUCAGAACUUACCACAAGCCUUCAGUAAUCAAAACAGCAUGAUACUGGCAUAAAGACAGACAUAUAGACCAAUGGGAUAGCAUAGAGCCCAGAAACAAACCCUCACACAUAUGUCAAAUGAUUUUUGACAAGGAUACCAAGAGCAUUCAGUGUGGAAAGGACAAUGUUUUCAACAAAUAGUUCUGGAAAAACUGGAUAUCCACACACAAAAGAAUGAAGUUGGACCUUUAUCUUAUACCAUCUGUAAAAAUUAGCUCAGAAUGGAUCAAACAAAUGUAAAAGCUAAAAGUAUAAAACUCUUAGAAGAAAACAUGGGGGAAAGCUGCAUGACAUUGGACUUGGCAGUAAUUUCUUGGAUAUGAUACCAAAACAAACAGGCAACAAAAGAAAAAAAUAGACAAAUUGGACUUCACUAAAAUUUAAAACAAAUUUAAAUUUAAAUUAAAGGGCACUAUCAACAGAGUGAAAAGGUAACCCACAGAAUGGGAAAACAUACUUGAAAAUCACAUCUGAUAAGGAGUUAAUAUCCAGAAUAUAUAAAGAACUCCUCCAAUACAACAACAAAAACAACCCAGUUAAAAAAUGAGCAGAGGAUUGAAAAUCAAAACCACAAUGAGAUACCAUUUGCACCUAUUCAGGUAGCUAUUAUAUAUAAAUGAAAACAAAAACAGAAAAUAACAAGUGUUGACAAAGAUGUGAAGAAAUUAGACCCCUUGUUCACUGCUGGCAGGAAUGUAAAACAGUGCAGCUGCUGUAGAAAACAGUAUGGCAGUUCUUCAAAAAAUUAAACAUAGAAUAACCAUAUGUUCAGCAAUUCCACUUCUGGAUAUAUACCCAAAAGAAAACAGAGACUCAAACUGAUAUUUGUACACCAGUGUUUGUUAGCAGCAUUAUUCACAAUAGCCAAAAGGUGGAAACAACCCAAAUGUCCAUUGAUGGAUGAGUGGAUAAAUAAAAUGUGAUAUAUACAUACGAUGGAACGUUAUUCAGCCUUAAAAAGGAAUGAAAUCCUGAAACAUGCUACAACAUAGAUGAACCUUGAAGACGCUGGGCUAACUGAAAUAAAUCAAACACAAAAAGAUAAAUACUGUGUGAUUCCAUUUAUAUGAGAUACCUAGAAUAGUCAAAUUCAUAGAGACUGAAAGAAUGGUGGUUUCCAAGGAUUGGAGGGAAAAGGAAAUGGGGAGUGAUUGUUGAAUAGGUACAGAGUUUCAGAUGGGGAAGAUGAAAAAGUUCUGGAGAUGGAUGAUGGUGAUGGUUUCACAACAAUGUAAAGGUACUUAAUGCCAUUGAGUUGUAUACUUAAAAAUGGUUAAAAUGGUAAACUUCGUUUUGCAUAUUUUACCACAGUAAAAGAAUUAAUGGGACUCA